AUGGCAAAGUGCCUCGCCGUCGCCCUCCUGCUGCUGCUGGUGCUCGCGUACUGCGACGGGAGGGAGCUAAACCAGAAGGACCAGGCACUCGCAACGGCACGCGGUGCCGGGGCCGCCGGUGGUGGCGUCGGCGAGGAGAAGAUUUUGGGGUUGCCUGACCUGCCGCCUGUGGGAACCGUUACCGGUACCAGCACCACUAACGGCCCGCUGGUGGCGCUUCCUGCCCUUCCCGGGAUCCCUGCUCACCCAUGA
Molecule: messenger RNA, 252 nt
Organism: Triticum turgidum subsp. durum (durum wheat)
Lineage: Eukaryota; Viridiplantae; Streptophyta; Magnoliopsida; Poales; Poaceae
Source: the annotation of a GenBank genome assembly